CACCAGUGCUAUUCAAGUCGCCUAGUCCCGCCGGGUCCCAAAACCACUUAACGCGUCUCUGAACGCGACCGUGUUUUCCUCGCGUCCAGCAACCCUUUCGUCGGCGGAACAAAGAUAUCUAUCUCUCUCGACUUUUUUAUGCCACUCCGCAGAAGUCUCAACGACGGAUCAUCGCAAACGUCAGAUCUGCGGCUACGAUGGACAGACGUACACCAUACACAUUGAGCGUCCUUGCGCCCAGCCAGGACGGCAGCGAUGAAUCUCGCACCCAGAUCCAAGCCCGCCUGCGCGAAUUUAUCCUCGCCUUCCAGUUGGAUAAUGCCUUUAUCUACAGAGAUCAACUCCGACAGAACGUCCUAGUGAAGCAGUACUACUGUGACAUCGACAUCGCACACUUGAUUUCUUACAAUGAGGAAUUGGCGCACAAGCUCACGACGGAACCGGCAGACAUUAUUCCUCUGUUCGAAGCUGCGCUUCAGGAAUGCACUCAGAGAAUCGUCUAUCCUUCAGAGCGAGAUGUGGUAGUGCCACCCCACCAGCUGCUCAUCCAUUCCAGCGUGACACACAUCUCGAUUCGUGAUCUGAACGCAACAAAUAUCUCGCACCUCGUCCGUAUUCCUGGAAUAGUCAUUGGUGCAUCCACGCUGUCCUCAAAAGCGACGCUCGUCCACAUUGAGUGUAAAAGCUGCUCGCACACCGAAAACAUUGCGGUUGAAGGUGGUUUCUCUGGUCUUACGCUACCCAGACAGUGUGGACGCCCUAAGCAACCCGGUGAUCAGCCUGGCCAGGCGUGUCCACUCGAUCCAUACGUAGUGGUACACGAGAAAUCUCAGUUCAUCGACCAACAGGUCCUCAAGCUCCAAGAAGCCCCCGACCAGGUGCCUGUCGGUGAGUUGCCGCGUCACAUCUUGGUCUCUGCAGACCGUUACCUCGCCAACCGAGUUGUUCCCGGAUCACGAUGUACUGUGAUGGGUGUCUUCUCGAUCUACCAGGCCAAGGGCGGCAGGUCGAAUGCUGCUGUCGCUAUUCGAAACCCGUAUGUGCGUGCCGUGGGUAUCAGCAGCGACGUGGAUCACACCGCCAAAGGCAACGCCGUUUUCACAGAAGAGGAGGAACAGGAGUUCUUGGAGAUGAGCCGCCGGCCGGACCUCUACGAAACUUUCGCCAAGAGUAUCGCCCCCUCCAUCUACGGAAAUCUGGACAUCAAGAAGGCCAUCGCAUGUCUGCUCAUGGGUGGAUCGAAGAAGAUUCUGCCUGAUGGGAUGAAGCUCCGUGGAGACAUCAACGUGCUUCUUCUGGGAGACCCCGGUACUGCCAAAUCGCAGCUGCUCAAGUUCGUCGAGAAGGCGUCCCCUAUCGCUAUCUACACGUCCGGUAAGGGAUCCUCAGCGGCCGGUCUCACAGCCUCUGUGCAAAGAGACAAUACUACUCGAGAGUUCUAUCUGGAAGGAGGUGCAAUGGUGCUUGCCGACGGCGGUGUUGUCUGCAUUGACGAGUUCGACAAGAUGAGGGAUGAGGAUCGGGUGGCAAUCCACGAAGCCAUGGAGCAGCAAACUAUCUCCAUUGCCAAGGCAGGUAUCACGACGAUUCUGAAUGCCAGAACCUCCGUGUUGGCAGCGGCAAACCCGAUCUUUGGCCGAUAUGACGAUCUGAAAACUCCCGGAGAGAAUAUCGACUUUCAGACCACGAUCCUCUCGCGUUUCGAUAUGAUUUUCAUUGUUCGUGACGACCAUGAGAGGAGCCGUGAUGAGCGCAUUGCGCGACACGUUAUGGGUAUCCACAUGGGAGGAAGAGGCGUGGAGGAACAGGUAGAGGCAGAGAUCCCAGUGGAAAAGAUGAGACGGUAUAUCAGCUACUGCAAGAGUCGCUGUGCGCCCCAGCUCUCCCCCGAAGCGGCGGAGAAGCUCUCCUCCCACUUUGUUUCCAUCAGGAAACAGGUGCACCGAGCAGAGCUCGAUGCCAAUGCACGUUCUUCGAUCCCAAUUACGGUGCGUCAGCUCGAGGCUAUUAUCCGUAUCACGGAGUCGCUCGCCAAACUCACUCUGUCGCCCGUCGUCACUGAGGCCCACGUGGACGAAGCCAUCCGUCUAUUCCUGGCUUCCACCAUGGACGCCGUGACGCAGGGUGAGGGACAGGGCAGCAAGGAGCUUAUGGAAGAAGUUGGCAAGGUCGAGGAAGAACUGAAGCGCCGCCUGCCUAUCGGCUGGAGCACCAGUCUAGCUACGCUGCGCCGUGAGUUUGUGGAUGGGCGAGGAUACACUGAGCAGGCGCUCAAUCGGGCCUUGGUGGUUCUCCAACGGAGAGACACGAUACAGAUCCGAUCCGGAGGGUCCCAGAUCUAUCGCAAUGGAGUUUGAGAUAACGAUAUCCCUUCCUAGUCUGUUUGGUGUACUCUGCUCGCUCCGAUUUAUGAUGACGAUAUCAUUGUUGCGGUGUAUAUGGAAAGAUUUUACGUUAAGAGAUUUGUUUUCGGGUCUAUUCGUUUGGGGCAUCUGGACAGUGGAAACAGAGGGCUUUGCAACGGCGGAUGAUACACCGGCAUUCGCGCACUACUAACUAGUUACGUGGCUGGAGUCUAGGCGUUCUUCCAGAUCAAUGUAUAAUGCAGUAAUAUGCAGUGCUAUGUACCUUGCGGAUCAUCAUUUUGAUUUCAAUCGCAUAUGACCUUUCUAGCCUAUUUCGCAGUCGGUUUCUGAAUAUACUCAACCAUUCCAUCUAGCAAUUGAAUCUGGUCCC
Paecilomyces variotii is the source of this 2736-nucleotide messenger RNA. RefSeq names its product putative DNA replication licensing factor Mcm5. Gene Ontology annotation, cellular component: MCM complex; nucleus. The transcript is spliced from 4 exons. Gene Ontology annotation, biological process: DNA replication; double-strand break repair via break-induced replication; DNA replication initiation. Gene Ontology annotation, molecular function: single-stranded DNA binding; single-stranded DNA helicase activity; ATP binding. Lineage: Eukaryota; Fungi; Ascomycota; Eurotiomycetes; Eurotiales; Thermoascaceae. The record is from RefSeq and is a predicted model, not a curated record. Bases 198 to 2357 code for a protein of 719 amino acids.